AUCCAGGCUCGGAGGUCCGAACUCCGGACUCGCCGCCUUCCGGGCCGGCUCCGCGCCCCGCACUCCCGCGCCCCGCGCUCCGGCGGGCGGAGCGCACCAUGCCGCAGCUGGACUCCGGCGGGGGCGGUGCGGGCGGCGGCGACGACCUGGGCGCCCCCGACGAGCUGCUGGCCUUCCAGGACGAGGGCGAGGAGCAGGACGACAAGAGCCGCGACAGCGCUGCGGGCCCCGAGCGCGACCUGGCCGAGCUCAAGUCGUCGCUAGUCAAUGAGUCCGAGGGCGCGGGGGGCCCGGGGCCCGGCUCCGGGACCCGCGGCGAGGCCGAGGUCGGGCCCGAGGCUCUCGGGCGGGAACACACUUCGCAGAGACUGUUCCCCGACAAACUUGCAGAGCCUCUGGAGGAUGGCCUGAAGGCCCCAGAGUGCGCCAGCGGCAUGUACAAAGACACCGUCUACUCCGCCUUCAAUCUGCUCAUGCACUACCCACCCGCCUCUGGAGCAGGGCAGCACCCGCAGCCGCAGCCCCCGCUGCACAACAAGGCCAACCAGCCUGCCCACAGUGUCCCGCAACUCUCUCCUCUCUAUGAACAUUUCAGCAGCCCACACCCCACACCUGUACCACCCGACAUCAGCCAGAAGCAAGUUCACAGACCGCUACAGAGCCCUGAACUCUCUGGCUUCUACUCUCUGACCUCAGGCAGCAUGGGACAGCUCCCCCACACUGUGAGCUGGCCCAGUCCUCCUCUCUACCCCCUGUCCCCUUCCUGCGGAUAUAGACAGCACUUCCCUGCCCCCACUGCAGCCCCUGGUGCCCCCUACCCCAGGUUCACGCACCCAUCCCUGAUGCUAGGCUCUGGCGUACCUGGCCACCCCGCAGCCAUCCCCCACCCGGCCAUUGUGCCCCCCUCAGGGAAGCAGGAGCUGCAGCCCUAUGACCGCAGCCUGAAGACACAGGGAGAAGCCAAGGCAGAGAAGGAAGCCAAGAAGCCAACUAUCAAGAAGCCACUCAAUGCUUUCAUGUUGUACAUGAAGGAGAUGAGAGCCAAGGUCAUUGCAGAGUGCACGCUCAAGGAGAGCGCCGCCAUCAACCAGAUCCUGGGCCGCAGGUGGCACGCGCUGUCUCGGGAAGAGCAGGCCAAGUAUUAUGAGCUGGCCCGAAAGGAGAGGCAGCUGCACAUGCAGCUCUACCCAGGCUGGUCGGCACGGGACAACUAUGGGAAGAAGAAGAGGCGGUCAAGGGAAAAGCAUCAAGAAUCCAACACAGAUAACUCUCUUCACUAUUCCUAGGAGGAAAAAGAAAUGCAUUCGGUACUUACCCGGAGAAGGCCGCUGCCCCAGCCCCGUUCCUUCCGAUGACAGUGCUCUAGGCUGCCCCGGGUCCCCAGCCCCCCAGGACUCACCCUCAUACCUCCUGCUGCCCCACUUCCCCACAGAACUGCUUGCUAGCCCCGCAGAGCCGGCGCCUACAUCACCAGGUCUCUCGGCCGCUCUCAGCCUCCCAGCCCCCUGGGCCGCUACAGGCCCCCUCCAGUGCCCUGCAGAGUACACAGGUACGGCAACAGGAGUCUCAGAGACAGGAAGCCUAGCAUGCACAGGGCACAUCACCUCCUCCAGGGACCCAUCCUCUGAGAGGCGGCGACAGAGCCCCAAAGCCCGUGGAAACUGGCCAGGGGCCCUUUUAACUCCCUCUCAGGGUCCAGGCCCCAGAGAUUUCAGAGGCUGUACAACUUCUGCCUGAACCUGGGGCCAUCGCUUUAAGCUGCUCUGAGUGGUGAGAAUCAGACCUGUGUUACCUGAUAAAGGGGAUCUCUUGUGCCAAUGGCGACCUGUACCUAUUCUUUUACCAUCUGUCUUGCUAGCCAGACACCCCUGCCUCCCUUGCUUUUCUGCUAUAGGUUACAGACAAGCUGGACUGAGCCCAGCUGCUUUCCCUACCCUGUUCCCCCCACCUCCCCCCACCCUAAAAAAACCCAGACAGUUCAUGGAUCAAGAAUGAACUGGUUUAUCAAACAACAUGGGAGCACCGUCACAACCACAAAGCUCAAGAUGACAGUGCUUCUCUCUUAAGGGCCGGGAGAAGCCCUGUUUACAGAAGACCAGCUGCUAUUAAGCUGGACCAGAGGAAACCUCUUGCCCUGUUCUCAGGAGCUUGCAAAAGGAGGGGGGAAUGGAGUAGGUUAAGUUUAGGCCUAUAACCCUAGGCAACAGCAAUAACCUGACACUACCUUACCUUAUCAGGGAAGUAUGGGUGGUAGGGGGUAUCUGGCUCUAGUUCAAUCACUUGGAAAUGUUACCUGAGGAACAACCGCCUAAGAAGUCCCAAUACCAAGGCACCAGGCCUACCACUGGAAGCUGCAGGGAACAGCUGAAAGAAGUCAUGACCCACAACUCUGCUGUGCACCCCUCCCAUGCUGACAGCCUUGUUCACAGCUCCUUUCCAGCUUCUCUACAGCAGUCUACACAGUGCCUGGGCUGUUACAAGAGGGCAAACCAAACCACACAGCCAGUGCCUGUCUUCCAGCAUGAAACCCGGCCAGCUUCAGUUUCCCUGUGGGGCUGCAGGAAGGAGGACCGUUACAGUCAAAGCAAGGAGCCCAGAAAACCUCUAGUGGUGGAUAGUGGGUUUUCACCACAGCCUACUUUAAACCAUUUCUGAGCCAAGCUUCAACCCUGAGCCUUAAAAAAAAUUUUUUUAAUUUAACUUUGUUGUCCUUUUUGCCUCCUCACUGUACAUAGCCUGAAUCCAAAGAAAAGGGGCUGUCCCUGUACCUACACACACCCAACAGAAGCCUUUAGUUCCUACUUUAGCCACUGGCUUCUAAGAACCCAAAGAUCAUAUAUCCUAGUGUGGCACUGCAAGAAGACUUGAGAGAAAAAAAGGACCGUUGUAGUUCUAAAAAUAUUUUUGUAUUGUUAAUGCAUCAUCAUAGAAAAACUUUAACAGGAGAAUAAAGAUACUUUUUACUGGGUUUCUUUUUCUAAGCUUGACCCUGAAAAAUAAGCUGUUUCAGUCACAGAAAGUGACACCCUUUCCUUUUCUUCCCCAGAGCCAUGAGAUUGGGGUUUCUCUGUUGUGGUACACAUGUUCAGGGCUUUCAGCUCCCCUGAAGAGGCUUGAGCCCUGCCCCCACCCCGAAAUCUGGGCUCAUGCUAGGUAUAAGCUAUAAACUCCCAUUCCACGCCUUGCUCUCAACCUCUUAAUCCUCUGACCUCUCCCAACUGGUGCAGGAGCAGGCCAGCCUGCCCCCCAGUGCUCCCUAGAGAAUGGGUUGGAAAACUGCCGCCCACACACCCUAAGACAAUAGGUGGCACAUGACCACCAGGUUCCAUUAACCUAUGAGAGCAGAGAGGAGAGAGAAAACACUCCAUAAAUACAUACUCUAUUUUGAGGAAAACAAGCAAAAAAUCUUAUAACCUGGUAACAUAAAAUCCAAAAUAAGGGUAUUUUAACAGCACUCUUGCUUCCCAAGGACUAUGUUAAGUUGUGUGAAGUAUCUUCAUAUUUUACACAAAAACCCUGAAGUCUGAUAAAUCUACAGUCUUUACACAGUUUCUAUCAUGUUAAAGUAUACUGUUAAUUUCCUGAGACCUACCAUGAAUGUAAAAGGUGUCAUAAAGCCACCUCAGCAGGUCAACCACUAAAUGUAAAAUGUUGGGCAAGAAGUGUAUCCCAACAGCCAGCCGUUCAGGCCAUCACCUUGCAUUGUAAUUUCUUUCAUCUGAGUUGUAUUUUUUGGAUUUUAUAUUUUAAAAUAUUUAUAAAUAAAGGCAUCUUCCAGA
Manis javanica (Malayan pangolin) is the source of this 3779-nucleotide messenger RNA. It is a transcript of the gene TCF7, whose product is annotated as transcription factor 7. The record is from RefSeq and is a predicted model, not a curated record. Gene Ontology annotation, biological process: canonical Wnt signaling pathway; regulation of transcription by RNA polymerase II. Lineage: Eukaryota; Metazoa; Chordata; Mammalia; Pholidota; Manidae. Gene Ontology annotation, molecular function: DNA-binding transcription factor activity, RNA polymerase II-specific; RNA polymerase II cis-regulatory region sequence-specific DNA binding. Gene Ontology annotation, cellular component: beta-catenin-TCF complex; chromatin.